Gekko japonicus is the source of this 865-nucleotide messenger RNA. Its product is annotated as cystatin-like. The record is from RefSeq and is a predicted model, not a curated record. Gene Ontology annotation, molecular function: cysteine-type endopeptidase inhibitor activity. Lineage: Eukaryota; Metazoa; Chordata; Lepidosauria; Squamata; Gekkonidae. Bases 39 to 497 code for a protein of 152 amino acids. The transcript is spliced from 3 exons. Gene Ontology annotation, cellular component: extracellular exosome.
UUAGCCUGUCCCGCUGCCGCAGGUCCUCAUUCCCAGCCAUGGCGUCUGCGUCGCGGUGUUUGCUUUCGGGCGCGUUGCGCGGACUUUUGCUUUGCAUGCUGAUGUUGCUGCCCGUGUUUACGGCCGACCAUAGGAUGCUGGUUGGAGGAUGGCGCGAUCGCUCUGUCUCCGAUCCGGACGUGCAGGAUGCGGCUGCCGUCGCCGUCAAUCACUACAACGAAGUCAACAAUAAUGUCUUCUACUGCCGGGCGCUGGCGAUUUUAAAGGCGCAAAGUCAAGUGGUAGAAGGAAUAAAGUACUAUCUGAAGAUGUUGCUGGUGACCACAGAGUGUGACAAACGAAGCAAACAAGGAUCGGGGCACCUGGACCUGGGAGAAUGUAGGGUGCCCCCAAGGAGAGAACAGCAGAGACAAAUAUGCAAAUUCUAUGUCUGGAGCCGUCCUUGGCUGAACGACACACACGUGACGAACAUGAGCUGUGGACGGGCUACUUCCUGAAUCUCAUGACUGGAACCCAUCGAGAAGGGCAUUACCCAACUUGCCUGCGGCUGCUACGAAACCCAUUCAAAUCAAUCAGAUUCUUCUUAAUUAGGCCAAGCGGCCUGCUCUCCUUAACUGCCUCCAGGAUUCGCCAUGCACAGUUGACAAAACAGGAGUCUGGAGUCUCGCCUGUGAAUGGAUUACUUGGAAACUCAACCAGAUUGACUGUGGCAUCUUAGUCUUGUCUGUCAAGACAGUGGUGCUGAAACUGCUUAUUUCCUCCCCACCUUUCCUCUUGUAUAUCUGCUGAAUUGGGAAUAAAAUAUACAAGGGUCUUUCUAUUUCUGUUGCUCACAACAAAAUAACCCAGUGCUUUUUGUAUACUG